Molecule: messenger RNA, 529 nt
Organism: Photinus pyralis (common eastern firefly)
Lineage: Eukaryota; Metazoa; Arthropoda; Insecta; Coleoptera; Lampyridae
Product: mitochondrial import inner membrane translocase subunit TIM14-like
Exons: 3
Coding region: 135-479 (114 amino acids)
Biological process (GO): protein import into mitochondrial matrix
Cellular component (GO): PAM complex, Tim23 associated import motor
Molecular function (GO): ATPase activator activity
Source: RefSeq, a predicted model, not a curated record
GACGUGUUUGUAUACACCAGUCAAACUUUUUGUAUUGUGAAUCAAACUUCUGAAGGUUAAGAACAACCUAACCUAAAUUUUGCGUAAUAAUAAUAAAUGUAAUUAGAUGUUAUGUAAAAAUUAAUCAACUAGGCAUGUCUUCUAGCUUAAUACUCGCAGGACUCGGAUUAGCAGCAGUAGGAUUCAUUGGUCGGCAAGUUAUGAGACAAAUGCCCAAUGUAACAAAAACAUUCAACGAAGCUAUGAAAACGUUACCCAAAUUCGAUGCCUCUUCUAAGUAUUAUAAGGGUGGGUUUGAUCCGAAAAUGAAUAGGAGAGAAGCCGCUUUAAUAUUAGGUGUAAGUCCAACGGCGAACAAGGCGAAAAUUCGAGACGCUUUUAAAAAAGUGAUGGCAGUUAAUCAUCCGGAUCGUGGAGGAUCACCGUACAUUGCGUCAAAAAUUAACGAAGCAAAGGAUUUUUUAGAAAAGCAUUCUUAAUGAAAAAUUGUAAAUUACACAUUAUUAAAAUAAAUAAUUCUUAAAAACAA